AUGAUAUUCGAAUUGGUCGUCGACAGUCUUAUCGGCAGCACCCAUCUUCUCCAACACUUUUUGUUUUUUAUUUAUUCGUCAAACAAUUGCUUAAAUAGGAAAAAGAGAAAUAGUAGAAAAACAAAUAUAAUGGUUUUACAAAUAAAACUUGUGAAUAUUUUAAUAUUCAUUGUUGUUGGUAGUUUUCUAUCAACUAUAGGGUCGGUGAAUUCACAAGUAAUCACUUUUUAUUCACCACUCUUAGGUUACAAAUUUGGCGUCACCGAGUUCACUGUAAGGGGAACUGGUUUUGGUGCUGCACCUGAGCUCUAUAUCGCUUCUACCAGACAACUGAUGAUAAAGGUAGACGUCAAUCCAUCCGGUACCUCUACAUUCGUAUGGGAAAUCAGGAACCCCAAUAUAUUGGAUAGGAACUAUAUGAAAAUUCAAUAUGGUUUCACAGUGGUAUUUCCAGUUUUGCCAAUCGAAAAAAUUUUCUUUAAUUUUAUAACUGCAAAAAUAAAUUCUUUUACACCAGAAUUUUAUUAUCCUAGAGCUCUGGAUAAUCAAGUGACAUUGACCAUUUUUGGAGAGAAUUUAAUUUUGUUUGACAACGAUCCAAAACCAAUGGUGAGAUUUGAAAAUAAUGAAAAUCAAGGAGAAUUAAAAGUUGUCUCUUAUUCAAAAACUCAAAUCCAAUGUACCAUACCAAACUUGGAAGAAAAUGUUGCUAUGGAUUUCUCAAUCGUAGUCUACCCUCAAAGUCUUCCGGGUGGAGUUAUUGCACCAAGUCUCUUUUUCUAUACAAUACCACUUCAGAAUCAAGUGGUUCCAACAAGAGGAAUGUCAAACCAACAGCAAAUAACAAUUGUUGGAGGUCCCUUCCUUGAAUUCCCACAAAGCUAUGCGAUUGUUGUUGGUGGUCAAAACUGUACAAGAACUAUCUGUGAUUUUGUUAACACUCAAAACGUCCAACCUGGCACUGAGUUAGCUCUUCCAAUUACGUCAACCAUCGAUGGUCAGUUUGUCCUUGGUCUAGUUAAUUAUGUUAUUUUCAAACCAAAUAUCUUAAGUUUUAAUCCAAGUGCUUCAUAUUCAAAUACCGAAUUUGAUAUUUCAAUCAAAGGAAAUUAUCUUUCAACAGCUACCUCUGUUUUAAUUGGACCGUCACCAUGUACUAUUACAUCGAUUUCAGACAAUGAAAUUAUAUGCAAUUUUAAUACUAUUGGUGACGAUCUUGUUGGUGAUCUCGAUGUUAAUGUUUAUUUUGAUGGAGAUACUUUUGUUACCGGUGAUGAACAAUUCAUAUUCGUAGCGAGACCCUCGCUAUUAAAAAUCACACCAACCCAAAUCUUUACUGUAGGAGAAUGGGAGAUCAACUUAGUUGCACAACACUUCAUUAAUGGCAAUUACAUUGUUAUCAAUGGUGUUGAGAUGGAGGCAGUCCUUAUCACCGACACUCUUUACAAGGUUAAAGUAGAUCAAAAUACCCUGAAUUGGGCAUUGGGAGAUUAUGAUUUGACCAUUCAUUCCAAUUAUGAUCCAAAUGUAGUAUCGGAAUCAUUGACUUUAUCAGUUGUGGAUCCUUACAUAACAAUUAAUCCCAAUUUUGGAUAUUACUUCUCAGAAACUCCAGUUGAAAUUGAAUUUACAAAUUUUCCAAUUCAAUUUUCCCCGACUGUAGCAAUGGUUGCUACUCUCAACAAUCAACCAAUAGGUGGAAACAUCAUAAUUCUCAGUACCCAAAAAUUAGGUGUUACUGUUCCUCCAUGUACAUCUGAUGACAACAUGGUUUCUGUUCUUACCAUAGAUUUCACCUAUUACCUUUUCACAAUUUCAUUCUAUUUCAACUAUUUGCAACCCUCCUACGAUAGUUUCAUAAAGCCAGAUCUAACACUUUGGCUGGGUGGUGGUUAUUUCGAAAUUCAUGGUGCUAAUUUACAAGUAAUCACUUCUAUUCAACUGGGUGAUUCACUUCUCGAUAUGUCAAAGUGUACUGAUACAACCAACAUUUUGAUUCGAUGUGAAAUUCCAUCUCGUACUCCUGGUAAAUAUUUCAUGGUUUUGUUUGCCAAAGACAGUUUCAAUAUUGAUCAUCCAUACUCAAACGACGAUGAGUUGUUCAUUGAAUACAUGGGUCCUUCCCUUAUUUCAGUAUCACCAUCACGUGGAUCAAAAACAACACGGAAUACUCUUUACAUUGAUGGUACCAAUUUACUUGACGACCCCACUCUUAUUCAAGUAACUGUUGGGGGAUUACAAUGUAACAAUAUUCAAAUUAUUAAUCCUGGAUCACAGAUUACUUGUGUGAUCGAUCCAAUGGUUAAAGUUGGAGAGUUGGAUGUCAUUGUCAUUGUAGAUGGUGUUACAUCUGAUGUCAUUGGAAAAUAUUUGUCCUACUCGAUUUCUUGUCUAGGAAGAACUCAACCAGAUGGAACCAAUGAAGUUGUUGACUGGUGGUUUAUCUAUAAACUUGCAAAUGCAGCCGGAAAUCCCUAUUUAUAUAUUGACUCGAAAAUGGAAAAACUUGAGUUGUAUAAUGAUCUUCAACACAAACUACCUAUUCCAGAUACACAAACCAACCCCACUUUCAGUCCUCUGGAAGCUACAUUUGGACAGCCUGGUGUCACUUAUUCCAUAUACUACAACGAUCAAACUGGAAAGAGAACAAAUUCUGGCUACAGAGAUCAGUCUGCAUCGCAUGACAACUAUGGUCAUACCAAAGGAUUUACAUUUUGGGAGGAAAUUGGACAGACAAUCAAUGGUAUUCACAUUCACCAUUCUAACCCAUUGUUUCCAUCAAAGGCAAACGAUGGCAAUGGAUACAAUGGACCCAAACAAGGUAUCAAGUUUCUUGGUAAAAAUGAUUUCAGCCAACACUUUUUUUGUUAUUCGUACAAUAAUCUCGAAUUGGUAACGGAGUAUUUGGUCAAGAACUAUGCAUUUAUUACAUAUAUUUUGGGUUCUAAUGCAUUCCCUGAUCUUAAAGAUUCGGUUCCAAGACAACAGGCAUUCCCAUAUCUCUAUGACUUGCUAUUUACCAAGACAAAGAGUCAAAAUUUGCGCAACAACCAAUGUGAAGAUCAAAUAAAAAAGGGAAAUAGAGAUCUCCUUAAUUACUGCUAUUGGAUCUCAAAUACUGAAGUAAUUGGCAAUGGUUUGAAAGCCAAAUACUUUAGUAAGAUUGGAACCGCUGCAAACGAGAAUAAUAAAUUGUUCAAGGAUCCAUCAAGAUCAUCCUAUAUCUUGUACAAGAGACCCCGUAUGGAAUUUUUUGAUGGAGUCGAUCUCUGGAUGGUCGUUGCAGAUACAUUUGCAAAGAGAAUGUUUGUUCAAAUGUAUGCCUCCAAAAAUAAUUAUUAUCCAGGUCCUCCUAAAUACCCAAUGCAACCAACUGAGCAAAUUCUGAAUGUGUCUCAGUUAGAAUUGCCUCAAUAUUUAUGUCCUAAUUCAAUGUUAGACAGUGGCCCAAGAUUCUCUUAUAGCAACAAUGAACACGCCAAAAUAGCUUUUCCAAUCUAUCCAACAUAUUCAUCACAAAUUCGAAAUGAUAAUGAUAAUUACUUCUGUGUUGGUGAUAAUAAUAGACAUAAUGGUCAAGGUGAAAGAGGAGGUGGAGCGAUAUGUUUCCAGCAUGAUACUCUAGUUUAUCAAUUCAAUAGAAUGGUCAGAAAAUAUGAUACCUUAAAUGGAGCAAAUAUACAAACAGGACUUUCUACUGCUGUUAGUUUAUUCUAUUCAAUUGCUGUACCAAUUAAGCUAGAGAGACUAGGUCAACACCCAACUAUCAAUUGUGAAAUUAAAGAUUUCAUUGCCGGAGAACACUUUUCCAAGUAUCCAAGAGAAUAUACUACAGUUUUGCUAGAUACACUUGAUGAUGUGUCUGAUACUACUCUCAAUCUCCAGGUUCUCAGAACAACUAAUAACAACGUUGCCCCUGCUGGGCAAAGUGCGGUGCCAUACGUUGGUGGUGAUAAUCCAGUUGAAAUGGAUGUCAUUAACUAUUAUGCAGAUGACAUAUUCUCUUUACAUUACAUUGCUUUUGAUGAGCAAGUGGGAUCUAUUUGCGACUACGAUGGUCAGAUAUCUGAAUGUACAAUAGAAACAGCUCGUGUUUCAUUAAUACCAACUACCGAUGGUCCUCUCCCAGAUUAUCCUCCAGCACCCCAUCUGAGAUACAACAUGGUAACAGACAAAAGAAAUUUCAGCCUCAACGACAAUGAAGAUUUCAAUAUACUUUCGUUCACACAGAGUUACAAGGCAAGUUCUUUCCAAGGUGGUAACAUUAUAUUUAAUUAUGUGAUCAAUGAAAACAUUGUCGGUGGAGGUUACUAUGAUCCUCCAAGAAUCUUUAGACAAACUAGUGGUAUGUGUGAUGAGGAAUUAGCAUACUAUAUGACUCUCCACUUCCUUUACACUCAAUCCCCCAAUACCAAUUCAUUGAUUUAUAACGUUGGAGAAUAUGCAUCACCAAAUUGGGCAAAUGGUGUUGUUUAUGCUAUUUCCAAGAAGUUGCUAAAUCAUUUUUAUAGAAUGGAUACAACUCAAAUAGAGCAAUGUUUUUCAGUUGUUGAUGGUUUCACAGAUAUUGAAAACAAUCAAGAUGAUGAUGGUUCAAUGGAAGAUCCAGAUGAUUCAGUUCUUUUCAAGAGAAGUGCUAGUGCUGCUUGGGCUUGGAUGAACCCUAAUUAUGACGAUGGUAGCAAUGCUGGUAGAGCUUCAGACGAUUCUGUUCCAUUAGUAGAUUUAGCAAAUCUAUUGAGAGAUGUUCUUCAAGAUCAGGAUCACACCAUUGUGUCCCUUUCCAACUUUUAUGACCAUAUUGGAGUUCAGUACAGGACUGAUUUAAAUUUCAUAACUAUUCUACAAAGAUACUACCUUAUUCCAGUUGCUGUAAAUGAAGGUUCAGAUUUUAAUAUGGUUCAAAUUAAAAUGCCAGUCAGUUCCUUCUUCAAGAUACCGACUCAACAAUUACUAUCCAUUGACGAACUUUCUACAAAAACUGGAGUUCAACAGCUCAUUGCAACUCAACUGGUCAAUGAAAGCGAUAUUGUUUCCUUGAAUAUCUACCAAAUCGAAAAGCUUGGAGUUGCAAUAGACAAGUGGAUUUCGAUUAAUGGUCAAAGUCAAGCCAUUCAAGUACUUAUCAAGAACCCAGUCACUCAGUAUCACAAUCAACCAAUCAAAUUUAUCCAAGAACUGAAUCAUUAUCAACAUGGAAAUACCAUCGAUCUUAAGUCUCAAGCGGUUGGAACUACAGGUACCAAAAUUACAUUGACAUCUCCACUUUCGAUUUCAUCGAUUACUUUUAUUUUGGAGAGUAUCAUAAUGAGUAAAUCAACAACCAAAACAAAAUUGGGAGAUCUCGAGGUAUAUUACCUUCCAAAACCUGAAACCUAUAAAGGAUAUAUUACCAGUGAUUAUGAUGGAAUGAUCAUUUCAACAAUCAACUCUCAACUCUGUGAUAUCCAAAUGGUACAACAAUCAGAUUUCCUAUCAAAUAAUUUCGAUGUUACCUGUUCAGGUGUUGGUCCAAUUAUUACAUCUGUCAACAUACUUGAUGGAAUAACUGAUGGUGGAUACCAGAUUACUUUAAGUGGUAUCAGAUUCAAUUCAUCGAUGAUUAUUUCAAUCGAUGAUAAAGAAUGUUUAUCUACUGUAUUUAUUUCAUCAGAGGAAUUGGUAUGCCAGGUUCCAAGUGGUAUUGAAAAAUACAAGGAAAUUCAAAUUUCAACUCAACAAACCAUUUUCAAUAUUCAAAGAUCCAAGUUCUUAUUCUCUUAUGGUACACCUGUGAUUACCAAUGUAGAACCAGAAAUCAUCAAGAGCUAUGGUAGUGAUUUCAUGACAAUCACUGGAUCAAACUUUGGAAAUGAUAUAACAAAGGUACAAGUUUUGAUCGAUGAAAAACUUGAUUGUACCAUUGAUGUACUCACCCAAGAGUCAAUCAUUUGUUUGACACCUCCUGCAAUUGGUGAUCACAGAUCGGUUACUGUCAUUGUCGAUGAUCAAAGAACCAUUUUGAACAUCGAUACACUCGAACAACAAUCAUUCAGUUUCAGAGGUCCAGAAAUCAUCAAAUUCGUUCCGGCUUCAGGUGAUCCAAACGAUAAGAUUAUCAUUCUAGGUGAUGGAUUUGGAAGUUCAGAGGACAAUGACCUCCCACCACUCCUUUACAUCGGAGAUAACUUGGUUCAAAUCGAUAACUUUACUUAUGAUUUUAUCGAAUUUGAUUUGGAAUACGACACCUCAACACAACCAUUGAUUAUUCAAUCGGGCGACCAAACUAUAUCUUCACAAUUCACUUAUUAUCCAGCAAUCUUGACACAACUCAAUAACUCUGAUAUCACAACAACAGGAGGAUUGAUUGAAAUCCAGGGUAUUGGACUUGGUAUCUCCUAUGAGUAUGUAGAAAUCUACUUGAACUCUGUCGAAAUCGAUUGUAAUGCAUUCAACGAGUUCAUCGAAUGUAUGAUUCCAGCCGGAAUCGGAAGAAAUAUUAUCUUAACUGCAACACUCUCUGACGAACCAAUUGACUUGGCUGACAACUACACUAUCUCCUACAAUGCUCCCAAGAUUCUCAGCGUACUUCGUUCCGAUGUGCAAACUCUGGAAAUCAAUGGAUCGGAUUUCGUUCCAGUUGAUCUUGGAGUGGCAGUCAACCCUACAACCUCGAACAUUAAAUUACUAUAUAACGAUCGUACAGAAAUAUGUACCUCAUUCAAAUCAAGUGAAUUUGCUGAGUGCCCAUUCUCAGACGACAUGCCAACAGCAGUUCAAGUGAUGUUUUCUAAAAAACUUGAAACCCCAGAUGUUUUGGCAUCAUACAACUACUUUCAAGAACUAAAACAAUGUUUAUCAGCCAACAAGAGAAAGAUUUGUGAAAGAGCUUCGACUCUGCAGAGUUCAAUCAGAUUCGGUGAUCUAGAAAUGACUUUAUACCUUUGA
Molecule: messenger RNA, 6927 nt
Organism: Heterostelium album PN500
Lineage: Eukaryota; Evosea; Eumycetozoa; Acytosteliales; Acytosteliaceae
Exons: 12
Coding region: 1-6927 (2308 amino acids)
Biological process (GO): apoptotic DNA fragmentation
Molecular function (GO): deoxyribonuclease II activity
Source: RefSeq, a predicted model, not a curated record